AUGGGGAGAAGAGCAGCUCUCGUGUGCCUGGCCACUGGGCAAGACAGUGAUGACCUGCACAGGUUCGUGGCCUCCAGGGGUGGAGGCCGCAAGGGCAGGCGGCCCUGGCCCGCAGAGGGGCCCCAGGCUCCCACCGCGCAUCCUCAGCCCCCGGCCGCCGCCAGGGGGCGCGCUCCGGCACCAGGCGGUCUGGCAGCGAGGGCCCGGGUGCUCCCAGCUCGGCCUUGGGGCCGCGUCGCGGGAAGGCGGACCAGCCGGUCUGUGGGGAGGCGGGGGACAAGCGGCCUUGGCGGGGACACCGGCCCCUGCCCGGGCGGCCGCGGGGCGAAGGCGGGAGGGGGCGCUGCGGGCCUAGCGGGCACGGCGCGGAGGAAGGGCCGUCUUGCCGCCGCCUCGGCUGCGCCAGGGGCGCAAUGUCGUCCCGGCCGCGGCGCGACGACGCGGGGGCCGCCGGAGCAGGAGCUGCAGCGGCGCCGGGAGCAGAAGCGGCGGCGGCACGACGCACAGCAGCUGCAGCAGCUCCAGCACCUGGAGUCCUUCUAUGAAAAACCUCCUCCUGGGCUUAUCAAGGAAGAUGAGACUAAGCCAGAAGACUGUAUACCAGAUGUGCCAGGCAAUGAACAUGCCAGGGAGUUUCUGGCUCAUGCACCAACUAUAGGCCUUUGGAUGCCACUGGGGAAGGAAGUCAAAGUUAUGCAGUGUUGGCGUUGUAAACGGCACAUGAAGAUCCCAUGUAUGACAUCAUACAAGAGAAUAAAAGACAUGAAAAGGAUGUAAGGAUACAACAGUUAAAACAGUUACUGGAGGAUUCUACCUCAGAUGAAGAUGCGAGCAGCUCCAGUUCCUCAGAAUGCAAAGAGAAACUUAAAAAGAAGAAGAAAGAAAAGCAAAAGAAAAGGAAGAAAGAAAAGAAAAAGAAGAAAAAACGGAAGCAUAAGUCUUGCAAGUCAAAUGAGAGUUCGGACUCAGACUGGUAGGACUUGACUUGUGUGGCAUUCUCAUCUCAGCAAUCAAACACUGUGGCCAAAGAGCAGAGGCAUGGGGGUCGGAGAAGAAAAGGAGGGAUGCGCUGAGGACCUUUGGUGUCGGCCUGUGAGCUCUCACGUCUUCCAGCACAGAUUUGACCCACAGGGGAGGGAGGGAUCCUCCCAGGUGCCGGCUGUGCACAGGGGCUGAUUUCAGGCAGGAGCGCCUUCGUCAGUGUCCUCCUCCCUGCUCAUCUGCAGCUUGUGAUUCCUUUGGAACAGCGCUGCCAAGGGUGGCUGGACAAAGGGAGUCUCUGGGGAGUUCCAGGCGCUGCCACAGCCAUCACCCUCCUGACAGGCGGCUUGACUUCACUCCCAGACUUCAGCUUGGCCUUUUCUCUGUGGUUGAAGGUAAUAAAAGCUCCUUAUUUAAAAAC
This is a messenger RNA of Manis javanica (Malayan pangolin), 1402 nucleotides long. Lineage: Eukaryota; Metazoa; Chordata; Mammalia; Pholidota; Manidae. The record is from RefSeq and is a predicted model, not a curated record.